CUCUCUCGUGUCGGUCAGAGCGAGAGAGACGCGACUGACGGCUAACAGCGCUAGCAUGGUCACAGAGCUGCCGGGCGAAGGUCGACAGUAGGACAGCAGCAUCCACCUCUUCCCCUUUCACUCGCCCGCCCUUCAUCUAUUCAUUCAUUCAUUCAUUUCCCGAUAUCGCACGCAGUCAAAAGGGUUUUUUUUCAUUUUUAAAUUCCGUGGCUGCUAAAGAAAGACGUGUAAGCUAGCUUAGCCAUCUAGCGAGCUAGCUCCGAGUCCCGCUCCUGUAGCUUCGUCCGCUCCGACUGAACACCUCCGGCCAUGGCUGCGCUCAGAGCGUCCUACCACAGGAUCUUGGACAAGAUCGAGCACAUGUUGCCCGCCAAACUGAGACCUCUCUACAACCACCCGGCAGGUCCUAAAACAGUUUUCUUCUGGGCCCCAAUGUUUAAAUGGGGGCUGGUUGGAGCUGGUUUGGCUGAUAUGACUCGACCGGCAGAAAAACUCAGUACCUCCCAGUCUGCAGUGCUGACGGCCACAGGGCUCAUCUGGUCCAGAUACUCAUUGGUCAUAAUCCCUAAGAACUGGAACCUGUUUGCUGUCAACUUCUUCCUCGGCUGUGCGGGGAGCUCCCAGCUCUACAGGAUCUGGAGGCACGAUCAGGACAAGAAGGCGCAGGCUAAAGCCGUUGCAGAGUCCUGAGUGCCUUCUGUUGCCAGUGGACCAAAAAGGGAGACGUGACACCAGGCACCAACCUGCCCCUUCUCCACAUCUCAUGUCGUCUUCAUUAUGUUCAUGCCAUAACUUUUAAUCUACCACACCAAGCCUGUUGUCCCUGUUGGAAAUGUGCACUUUCUCCUUAAGUUUCAAAUUUCCUCAGGGUGUAAAAAUAAAAACAACAACAAAAGACGAGAACAUAUUUUUAACUGUAGUCAACACACUCAAGAGAGGUGGUCAUCAGCGCACAAAGUACAACUUGUUCAGCAAGUUGAAUGAUUGUACAUUUUUAAGUUCAUGCUUUAUAUUUCAUGCACUUAGCGGGAAGUUUUGCUUUUCCAUCAUUGUCUUUCAGGUGUAGCAAAUCAGUACCUCAUGCAAUAACUUCCCCCCCCCCUAAAAAGAUUUUAAUUCUUGGAUUUGAUUUGAUUGUGGUUGAAGGAAUGCUUCCAUAUGAAAUUAAGAAGGAUGCCAUCAGGUUUAUAUUUUAAUCAACAGAUUUUUUUAUUUGGUUAGUCACAGCAUCUUUACCUCGUGAUUAUUGAAUCAGUAUUCAUCACCAUGUAACAAAUCCUUCCAUUUUAACGGCUUUGAAUCUUUUUAAUCUGAGAGAAAAUCCUAAUUUAUGAAUCUCUUGAUGUAAUAUUUCUCUUGUAGUCAAAUCUGUAUAGAAAGAGGCUGUUAUUUUCUGAUUCUCUUAUGAAUAUUUACAGCGACGCCACAUAUUUAACUUGUGCAGCUUUUUAUUGAUUGUUACUACAGAGUCAACCAGUAAACACUGUUACUUGACAUGCCAACUCUGGCUCUUUGAAUAUUUUAAAAACCUCACCUUGUUUUGAGAAAGAUGUUGCAUUUUAUUUUAUUUUUCUUUGAAUUGUUUCCACUGUAGUUACACUGAAUAAUCCCCUGUUGAUUUUAGCAAUAAUUGGUUUCAGGACUUUUAGAAAUUUCUUGAUUUGGUGACUGUUAAAAAAAAAAAAAGACAAAAGGCACCUUGAAAGUUGAUCGUUAUGGCUCUGUGGCUGUGUUAUUGUUAAAUAAUGCUAAUAAAUAUUGUUUAACACUUA
Messenger RNA from Scophthalmus maximus (turbot), 1772 nucleotides. RefSeq names its product mitochondrial pyruvate carrier 2b (gene mpc2b). NCBI's taxonomy places the organism in Eukaryota, Metazoa, Chordata, Actinopteri, Pleuronectiformes, Scophthalmidae. The transcript has 5 exons. The record is from RefSeq and is a predicted model, not a curated record. Gene Ontology annotation, cellular component: mitochondrial inner membrane. Gene Ontology annotation, molecular function: pyruvate transmembrane transporter activity. The coding region runs from base 310 to 690 and encodes 126 amino acids. Gene Ontology annotation, biological process: pyruvate import into mitochondria.